AUGGGGGCUGGUCGAGAUUUGCGGUACUUCGGAUCCUCUUCGGCAAUUUCGUUGCUUCGAACCCAGCCCCUUCCAGCAGGGCUUCCAGCCACUCGUGAAAAGACUGGAAGGCCAGACUCGGAGGCAGGGCCCUGGUCUCUUUGGACUCACCCCAGAUUACAGGGCGUCUUCGAGAGGAGGUCACCCUGUCCCCUCCCGCCGUGGAAUGAAGCUUUGUCAUUGGUAAAUGCAUUCUUUGAGCAGGAACACACGGCACUGCCUCUGUUCCACCCACCGGCCUUUAUCGCUCUUCUUGGGCAACAGUACUCGGGAGAAUCUGAACGGAGCCCGGCUUGGUGGACUGCAUUCAACGCUGUCCUCGCAAUCUCCCACCGACAACGCGUGGAAGAAGGCAAGUCGGCGGAGAAGGAGCGCAUGUGGGGUUACGCGGCAAACGCCCUGGAUACUGUCCUCGACAUCCUCCUGAGAGCCACGCAACUCAUGUCAGUCCAGGCCCUUCUGAUCCUUGCCUGGUUCUUCCUGGGUACCCCUAAUCCACAGCCCAGUUUCAUGCUGGUAGCAAACGCCAUUCGUCUAGCCCACUCCAUCGGACUCCACAGAAAGAGCUGCGGCUCCUCCUUGAGUCCCAUAGAACGGGCGACUCGAAUCAACGUGUUCUGGCUGGCAUUCUCCUUGGAUAGGGAGCUGAGCCUUCGUACGGGCAGACCUCCCGCACAAGACUUUGGCGAUUUUGAUGUGGACCUGCCUGAUCCGCAUAUGCAGCCCGAUUUCAGCAACAGUUGCCCCUCGACUCCAUCUUUCAAUGCAUUUUUGGCUGGCACCCGACUCGCCGUCAUUCAAGCCAAGCUAUACUCUGAGAUGUACUUAAGCGAAGCGCUUCAACCAGAGGCCGUCAGGGAAGCGACCAGAAGUCUUGAUCGAGACCUGCAGGACUGGCGGGAAACGUUUUCGUUCGGCCUGGACCUCGAAGGCUGCCCGGGACUAUCGAAGCACGCUGCGAUCCUGCGCCUUAAUUACACGUACUAUCACACAGUCAUCCUGGUUCACAGGGCCCAAAGCGACAUAGACUGGAGGUCCAGCAACUCGGAAAAUCCCCAGGAUUUCUCCUCCCAAUCCAUUGAGCACUCACUACAAGCUGCAAGGUCCAUAUUGAAGAUUGGGCCCCUCGUCCCGGACACCUGGCAGAGUGUUUUAUGGGACGUUAUUCCCAUCAACGUGACGGCCAUCAUCGUUCUGUCCCUGCACAUUCUGCGUCGACCGGACUUCCUCGGCGCAGCUGAUGACCUGAGCCUCAUCUCCAAUAGUGUUCGACGUCUCAUCUCGCUUGGCCAUGAGGAAACCGAGUCAUACCUAAGACCUGUCACCGCAGCGUGCCAGGGCGUCUACAAUGCUGCUGUGAAGGCUGCGAGAGCAUAUGGCAUCAUGUCACUGGAGAACCUUGAUAGUGACCUCGGACGCUCCGUCACGGUCUCCAGUGGGAAUGGAGCCGGCCCGGGAAGCCGAACGUAUGGCCUGAGAAACUCUCUGCAGACGACGCCGAGAGCGGCCUCCCCCUUCAGGUUUGAGUCGGAACCCGGGUUGCUCACAAACCCACCGGCUCCACUCGUCGACACCACCAACAACAUUUCAUGGGAUCAAACAAUGACGGACAGAGAAAUAGUUCCUUGGGAGUUUGAAUAUCUUCUAGGCGACAACAGCUUCGAUCUCCUUGGAUGA
Colletotrichum higginsianum IMI 349063 is the source of this 1716-nucleotide messenger RNA. Its product is annotated as Fungal specific transcription factor. Gene Ontology annotation, molecular function: zinc ion binding; DNA binding. Gene Ontology annotation, biological process: DNA-templated transcription. The record is from RefSeq and is a predicted model, not a curated record. The coding region runs from base 1 to 1716 and encodes 571 amino acids. The transcript is spliced from 3 exons. Lineage: Eukaryota; Fungi; Ascomycota; Sordariomycetes; Glomerellales; Glomerellaceae.